AUGGCUGAUGGUUGGACAGAUACUAGACAUAGGUCAUUGAUUAAUUUCCUUGUUUAUUGUCCUAGGGGAAUGGUAUUUGUAAAAUCAGUUGAUGCCUUAGAGAUUGUGAAGAGUAGUAGAAACUUGUUUAAAUUGUUUGAUGAAGUAGUUACAUGGAUUGGUCCAAAAAACAUAGUUCACAUGGUUACUGAUAAUGCUUCCAUUUAUGUAUUUGCUGGUAAAUUGUUGUAUGAAAAGUAUAAAACUAUUAGUUGGUCUCCUUGUGCAGCACAUUGCCUGAAUCUUGUGUUGCAGGAUAUGGGAGACAUGCCUCAUGUGGAUAGACACAAAAAACGUACAUCCAAAGUUAUAGUUUUUAUUUAUAAUCAUGUGGCUUUGAUUGCUUGGUUGAGGAAUAGGCCUGGUUGGACAGAUAUUGUACAUCCGGGAGCAACAAGAUUUGCUACUACUUUCCUUUCAUUUGGAAGUAUUCAUGUGCAUAAGCAUGACUUGCAAGCCUUAGUGACUAGCAAGUUCUUUGUGGACAAUAGAUUGGCAAGAGAGUUAAAGGCAAAAGAAGUAGUUUCUAUCAUUUUGGAGAAUUCUUUUUGGGAUGAUAUUAAUGUUCUUGUCAAGAUUUCAUCGCCACUCAUUCGUUUGUUACAAAUUGUUGAUUCUGAUCAAAGGCCUGUAAUAGGAUAUGUGUAUGAGGGCAUGCAUAGAGCACAGUUGGGAAUCAAGAAGAUCUUCCGAAUGAAGAAGCACUUGUACAAGCCAUACACCUCAAUUAUAAAAAACCGUUGGGACAAACAUUUCCUUAAAGAUCUUCAUGCUGCUGCAAAUUGGUUAAAUCCCGCUUUUUAA
Quercus robur (English oak) is the source of this 843-nucleotide messenger RNA. RefSeq lists its product as uncharacterized. The record is from RefSeq and is a predicted model, not a curated record. The coding region runs from base 1 to 843 and encodes 280 amino acids. The transcript has a single exon. NCBI's taxonomy places the organism in Eukaryota, Viridiplantae, Streptophyta, Magnoliopsida, Fagales, Fagaceae.